Messenger RNA from Drosophila takahashii, 1567 nucleotides. Lineage: Eukaryota; Metazoa; Arthropoda; Insecta; Diptera; Drosophilidae. The record is from RefSeq and is a predicted model, not a curated record.
AUGUUAAUAGCUUUCUUCUGGCACAUUAGUGACCUGCACCUGGACACAUUUUACUCCACGCAAGGUGAUAUCUACAGGAGCUGCUGGGAGUUGGCUCGCUCGGUUUCCGGCUCAAAUGCCAACAAUGCGGCAACAGAGGCGCCUGGUCCCUUCGGCCACUACAACUGCGACAGUCCGUGGAGUCUGAUCGAGUCCGCAGUGAAGACCAUGAAGGCCAAGCAGGGCGACAAUGUGGAGUUCGUCCUGUGGACCGGCGAUGCCCUCUCCCAUUCCGCCCAACCGCUUUCCGAGCAGAAGCAGCACGAGAUCCUGCGGAAUAUCACCGAACUGCUGGGUCGCAGCUUCUCCUCGCAGUUCAUCUUCCCGGUUUUGGGUCACGAGGACGGGAGCGGUAGCUACCGAAGAUUGGGGGAACUGUGGCGCCACUGGCUGCCCUCGGAGGCCCUGGUGACCUUCGACCAGGGCGGCUACUACUCCAUCGAGCAGACCAAGAGCCGCCUGCGCAUCGUGGCCCUGAACACGAAUUUCAUGCGGCAUGAUUCCGAUCCGGAUAUCAGGACAUCGCACAGUCUGCGAUGGCCAACGGAAUAUUUCACGGAGCCCAAAGCAUCCGUGAGCUCAAUUUCGGCGGAGGACGAACUGCUGGCGGAGCAACAGUGGCUUUGGCUGGAGGAGGUGCUUACCAAGUCCGAGGAGAAACAGGAAACGGUGUAUAUAGUGGGCCAUAUGCCGCCGGGCGUUGAUGAACGUCAGAUGGGAUCUCAGCGCAACCAGUUAACUUUCACCGAGCACAACAACCAGCGCUACCUGGAGAUAGUGCGACGAUUUGCCAAAGUCAUCCAGGGUCAGUUCUUCGGUCACCUUCACUCGGACACCUUUCGCGUGAUCUACGAUGCCAAAGGCAAUCCCAUUUCGUGGCUGAUGAUUGCCCCAUCGAUUGUGCCCGGCAAGGCCGGAAUCGGCUCACCGAAUAAUCCCGCCCUGCGGCUCUACAAGUUCGACACGGGAAGCGGCCAGGUGCUGGACUACACGCAGUUCUGGCUGGAUCUGCAUUUGGCCAACCGGGCCAACGAGCCCACCUGGCAGCUGGAGUACAACCUGACGCACCACUACGCCCUGCCGAAUAUCUCCGCCGGCGCCCUUCAUAAUCUCGCCGAGCAUUUUUCCGGAGCCGAUUCCCCCUGGUUCACCAGAUACCACCGAGCCAACGACGUGCGAUACGGGUCGGCCUGCCCCGGCCCCUGCAGGCUCAAUCAUUACUGCGCCAUCACGCGCCUGGACUACGAUGAGUUCCGUCUAUGCCUGGAGAAGGAGCAGCUGGCGCUGCAAGGACACGCCCCCGCCGCCCGAGCGCCCACCUCGUGGAGCUGGCUGCUCGGCGUGCUCGGCGUUUUUUAUGGCCUGGCCACGGGGUGGUGGGCCGGGCGAUGCAACAAUUGCCACAUCCAGCGAAUUUAAGCGUUCUCGCUUAAGCGGAACCAUAUCAAUGUGGGGAUGAGCCCCAGGAUGCGCAGGCACUCAGAAAAAAAUCGGAAAUUGUGCGGAAAUUAAAUUGAAUAUUUAAAAA